GCUAUUGGAAACUGGGAAAUGUGUUACACGUUUAGCUAUGAAGUGAUGAAAGACAGUUCUAAAGGCGUGUUUUGAGGAAUACUUGGAAGUGAAAGUUGGUGUGUUUUCUUCAGAAUUGUAAUACUUGUUGUUGCCUAAUAAAGGACCAAAUUUUGAAUGAAUGCUAAAAUACCCUGGCUGCAUUAGCAAAACAGCAAACUGUUCUGUUGGCAUUAGGUUCACACAUUUCCCAGUGCAGAAAGCUGGGAAAUCAAAGUAGUGUGGGGUGAGUGGUAAUUGCUGACUGGUAACCCUAAGUUGUCCUGCGGGAUUGUUUUAUAACACCAACUGCCUUGUGCAGCCUGUCGAUGCACACAUCGUUCUCCCAUGCAGCAUGCUGCAGAUUAUCCAGGCUGCUGCUUGAAGCCGUGCAUCAGCGUGGGGUGCUCCUGCUGCUGCGAUCUGAGCAGAACGGCUGAUUCUUCGUGACUUUUUCUUAAUUCAUCUGACGGCAGGUAUUUAAAACAAAAGAAAACAAGAGUGGUGGUGGUAACUCUUAGAAUUUAAGAUUUGAGCAGUCUGGCUGAAAAGUUUACCUGUACUGAAGGAACAUUCCUUUCAGCUACUAGCAAAGAGUCAGUGAUUAUUUCAGACAUCCCCCUAAGAUAAUGCUGACUGCCAUUUCCAUAGGCCCUGCUGUCAGCUAUGUUUCCAUACUGACACUAUUUACUGUUUGGUUCAUCCUUAGAACUGGAGCAGUUAGCAAGCUACUGGCUUCCAUGCUUUUUCUUCUCCCAGAAAAGUAUUUUAAGUUGGUUCUCUGUCAUCUUGUGGCAGAGAAAAGGGGAGAGCAGAGGUGGAGAUGCUGUCUAAAUCCUUGUUCUCUUGCUCUCAUCACAGUUAACAGAGCUUCUGUCUGACCUCACCUUUAAAACAAACAAAACAACCCCAAACCCACACUCAUUUCAGUGUUAACAGAGCUGUUAGCUUUUAGUAGAAAGGAAUGUUCUUCUGGUCAGCCUAAGUUUUGUAGCCAGACCUCUCGGUAAGUAUUGCUUUACCACUGCACAUCCUUGUUUAAAGACUCCUGCCCUGACUUCCCUGCUCUGCACAUACCAAACUGUCACUGACAUUAGCACAUUCUGGAGCUCCCUCUCUGCAGCAUCAGUUCUGUGUGUGUGAAUCAGCUGUUCCGUGUGCUUCCAACUGUGUGAGUUAUGAAUACUGUCAAUGAGGUGUCUCCAAGCUGACUAUUUCUUCAGUUUUUCCAGCUUUAUUUGUUGUGGAAAAAAUAAUCUCAGCCAACAUUUGACCCAGGGUAGCUAAGACAAAAGGCAUUCCUGAAUAGCAAUUAUAACUUCAGAGGGGGGCAGUGCAGCUUAUCUUAUUUCUUUACCUAAACUGUAAUAGUUUGCUGGAAAGCAACAAAACUGAAAUGUUUUUACAAGCAUUUAGAAUUUUUCUGAGGGAGUGUCUCCCAGCAUGGCACACCACAUCUCUGCCACAAUCCCUUCUUUCUUUUAGAACAUGUAGGCUGAGCGGGCACCGAUGUGUAUUGGGAUGCAUAAAUAGGAAUCUUUGUCUCCAGAGCUAAAGCACGCUGCAUUCCCCCAGCAAGGCGUGCUGAGAGACUGCUGAAGCUUCAGGCACUUUGAAGACCUCCUGCUUCCACUGAAAUAAAGUGUGAAACAGCAGAUUAAGAUGGAAGCGGAACGACUUCACGUUCUCAUGAGCCUGUUCUCUUGUGUUCAUCACAAGGCAGGGUCCUUCCCACCCGUAUAAAAACAUUAGUUUUGCGUGUAUCUCUUUUCUUUGUCCUUGAGAUGGCCUCCAGGGGUGAUAAAGUGAGAGUCAUACGAUCCACCUUGUGUGGAACUGGAAAUGGUUCUUAACAGACCCAGCUGUUUCGGAAAGGCAGAAGCCUGGUACAGGGAGAGGUCAAAGAAACAGUAACGGCUUAAAUAGCCAAGGCAUGUGCCAGGAGUAUGUGCAGCAGAAGCUUAGGGCGAAAACAUUGUAUUUCCCUAAAAAUGGUUAAGUAACAAAAGUCGUUGUGACACCGUUACCAUUGUGUAAAUAAGUUACUGCCGUAGCUGACUGUCCAUCGUCACCCUACUAUUCAUCUGUAAGAUAACUUUGUUCUUCUAAGACCUGUACAGAACAGCUUGCUGCAGAUGGCACACAAUUCACUUGCAGGCUCUUUACAGAUCAAUGAUUAUUUAAUUUUUAGCUACAAAGGUUACAGUCAGGUUAUAGAAACUGUUGCCACUUUGUCCCAACUAUUUAUUUUUCCAUUACCAUACAAACAAACAGCUGGUUAAACCUAUGCACAUAACAACAGAAAGCAGCACAGACAACUUAAAUGAGUAACAAUUAACUUCUCACAUUGGACUGCACAGCAAUUAAAUGCAAAAGUAAUUUUUAUUUACUAAAAAUUCCCAAAGCUUGAGUACAUCCACAUUUGACUACGUAUAUAUUUAACCACAUAUUGUAAUGUUUCUUGUUUUGGUCUCAGUGUUCUAAAAGCUGGUUAGCAAGAAAUGAUGUUCAAUUUUCUGUGUUUAUAUUGAACUUCACUCUCUCUUCAUAAAAUUUAAGGGGAAAAAAGUCAUUCUGUUGCACUCUUUCGCCACAAGAGAGGCUGCAUUGAACUCAGCAGUUCAAUUUUGAGCAUAGUGAACAAAGAGAAGUUGUUUGAUAAAAGCCUCUCUCUGUAUCACUAAAUACUAAAACUAAAGUGGUGACCUAAUAGGAAUGUUACUGGAGCACUGUUGUAAUGAUGGGCUUGACUUCAGUACCUUUUUACAGUGUGUUGUGGGUCAGCAUUAGAGAAAGCAUCUUCAUAGAUGGCAAAUUUGUCCUGAAGUGGCAGCUAUAGAUGAGUAAUUUGCCCAAGUAUAAACAAAUCAAAGGGUCAGCAAUCAGAACCAUUCCUUGCAUGAUAGAGCUUCCUUUAUCUUUUGGACACCGUCAUCAUUACAGAAAGCUGUGUCACCUGUCAGAUAUUGUAGAUUUUUAGGAAGUCUGUUGGAAACUCAGACACAUUCAUUUAGAUCGUGCUUUGCUGCCUUAUUGCUGGUGAGAUUAAUGGAUGAAGUGAGCAGCCCCAGCAGGAAGCAGCCAUUUCCCAGAGCACCGUACUUUGUGAAGUUUUCCAUUGCUCCCUGAAGGCGUGGGAUCCAAGGCUGCUCCUUUACAACGUUUUCUUAUCAGCAGUUCUUGCAGGGGAUGCUUUACUGCAAUUUGUUUUAAACCAGAGCAACAUAACUGUUUUAUAUUUGCAGUAAGAACGUACGGAAGAAAAUAGUUAAUAUUCCAUGCAGCAGUAAAUCUAAAUCAGCGUUCUGCACACACACUGGGAUAAAACAACCACGAAGAAAUGUAUUAUUUACAUUGAGAUUAUCUGGUUGUGCACAUUGUUAAGUUUAAAUAGAUGCCAGAAAUUUUAUCUAGAUGUGCACCUGCCUAGCACAGCGAGCAAUCCCUAACUGGUAUUUGCAGGGGAGAUAGGCUUACAGUCGUUCCUUCUCUCCUUUUAAGUACAAUCAAGCAGAUGUAGAACUUUGGGUUGAUGCGGAAUGCAUUUUUCACAUAAUGCCUGGGGGGAGAUAAGGAAUGACUAAAAUAAAUUGCAGUUAGACAACAUCAUCAUCAUUCAUAUGAUCUGCUCACAAUUAUAGUUCUGUCCUGUGUCCAGCAGCAGCCUCGCUGCUCGGAAAAUAGACGCACAUGCAUCCUAAGGCAAUGCAGGCCAACAGAUGGUCUCUGCUGAACUGCAGUAGCGUUUGGAGCUGUUCUAAGGAAAUGCUAUAUUCCUAUCUACAGAAAAAAAAACCUGAAUAAAUAAUGGUGAAAGAAUUGUUCAGCCAUCACAGCCAUGUAUUUGUAAACAGUGAGGAAGCGAAGGGCUGUAGCGCACUGAGCCUUGCAGGGAGCUGGGCUCCAUAGGGGGUAGCUGGUUUGGAAGGAGGAAGGAGUAGGGAAUCACUGGCAUAAGCAGCUGAUCAGUGCUGGGGUGGCAGCACCUCGUGGCCAAAAAAGGGCUUGAAGCUUUUUUUUUUUCCUUCUUGGUUAAUGAUGGUUAUGAAUAAAAUUUAGCCUUUAUUGGGAAGCAAAACAUACAUAUGAAUUCACCCCUCACUAGCUCAGUUGUGCAGCUGGUAAAAACUGUACAUCUGCUUCCUAUUCCUCAAUUAUAGGAACUUAGAGUACUUCAGCUCUCCAGGAGUGAUGUUCUUACGCUGCAAAGGGAAACACUGCAACCUGCAGGCGUUCUCCCCUUCAGACUUCUUUGGCUCACGGGGUUUAUGAAACGCACAAGCAGGCAGUUUUCCCAUGCAUGGGUAACACCCAGUGACGGACAAGGUCAGCCUCUAACUGGGCUUUUCUUGCAGCACUGCAACAAGGACAAGCAGCCAAAGGAGGGAGAAUUUAGAAACCCUUAAAUACGACUUGAGGUGUCUGUCAGUGUAUUGUUUUAUGCUUCCUGUUCUGGGAAUGCUAAGAAUGAGCCAUUCUCCGAAUGAGAGCAGUUGACCUGUUGUUUUGCAGAGGACUUGUAUAAAUUUGCACAUUCAGUGGCACCUCGGGAUGCUUAUAUCCCACACUGUGAUAACUGAACGCUGGAGGUGCUCGGGGUCUCCAUGCUGUCCCUCCCCAGUACCCUUCCUGCCUGCUUGUCCCAGUCCCACACGCUCACCUUGGUGAGCUGUAAGGAGUCACUCAUGGCAGCUCAGGAAGUGUUAUUUGCUGCAGUGCACACAUUUUUGUACUUUGUUUAAAUGUGUCACAGCUGAAUCGCCACUCUUUGCAAGCAUCCAGUUAGAGACUGACAGUGUUGACAAGGAGAAAUGCAACCAGGUGUUUUAGAGUAGGAUAGUUCUUUUAGUAGCUUCAGUAUGUCAUUUUUCUUAACGAACCAGUAACGUUGGUAACCAGUACCACACGUGGAGUAACAACAUUUCUCCCAUCCAACCAUUACAGGUUUGAUUGCAAGCCUAUAUCAUAGAUUGCUCUGCACAUGCUUGAAAAUAGCAUGUCUCAGUCCUCAGGGUUACGGUACCUGUGUGCAGCAGCUGGUGAAGUUGCCCAGCAGACAGAGGCUACAGAGAGUUGAGGAGCAGCUGCAGGAAGGCAGAGCUGCUGGCUGGCUGAGCGUACUCUGUGGGGGAAGAAAACCAGUGUUUUGUGAGCAGAACAGUGGUGUUUAUACAGAGUUGGUGAAAAUCUCCACACAAAUAUGAGUUAAGUGAACUACUGCAAUAGUUAACAGAACUUCAUACCAUACAUAAAAGAUCUGUAAGGACCGUAGAUGUGUAAGGACCAUGAAGAGCUGUAUUAAAGACUGCAGGAGAGGAACAGCCAUCCCCUGAAUCUCCUGGGGAUGGCAAACAGCAGAACGGUACCUGAGCCCUGCUGGCUGUGCCCUCCCUCAGAGCGGCCAGGCGUGGGGCUGAGCAGGUGGCUGUGAGAAGGGCAGAAAGAACUCAGGGAAUGGGAACAUAAGGGGCAGGAAGCAGGUGCCUCUCUGGGUGGCUCUGCAGCAGAUGAUCGGUGCUGGGCUCUGCGCAGCGGCUGCUGAUGGUUCGCACUGCGUUUUGAGUGUGCCACCACAAAAGGCUGAGGAUAGAAUUCAGAAUUAUUUGUGAUGUAUUAAACAUACUGAGGACCACAGACAUACUUACAGUGUUUAAAGCUAAAAAAACUUCCUAUGAGGAAAGGGGCUGCACGGAAGCCCACAGAGAGGCAUCAAAGCCAGUAAAGACACUGGUGAUGGUGAGGACAGGUCUAAUUCUCACUCGCUGUGCUGUGAUUUCUCAGCUGCAGGUGGUGUGAUGCAGCAGCCCUGCCUGCAGUUCCAGCAGAGGUGCCAGUGAUGUUACAUGGAGCAGGCUGCAAAUCCUAAACUCCAUCUCUUAAGAUUACUCCCCCAAAAAAACAUCCAGCUCAACUUUGCCUCAGCAUCCCAUCCAGACAGUGCUGCUGCCUGGCAGGCUCCACCACUAAGGAGAUACUUCCUGUCCUGCAAGGAAGGAAUUUCAACCUAAUGGUGGGGGAAGUUUCCAUUACAAGACAAACAAACAGAAAAAGGAGCACAUCAGCACCACGACUGGAAUAAUCAGAAGGGAGAGUAACAACUUUCAGCGACUUAAGGUAAAGCAGGAAUACAAGGAAAGAACAAAGAAGUGUGCUGACAAAGCAAUGUGUGGCGAUGGAGGUUGCCUUAUGCUGGGAGGUAAGUUCUUAACAAGGACAAACUGCAGUAGCAGGAGAUUCACUUUAGGUAUUUUGAAGAGAAAGUCUUCCUGACCUACAGACAUGAGAAUUUACAUAACAAUUUGCAUCGGAUGCCCAGGAACUGGGCCUGAAUGAAAUACAGGAUAGCCACAAUACACAGAACGAGAGAAAAACAGAUAAAGUUGUAGAGGAGAGAUGAAGACAUGGAAUAACCACAUUGAUGCUGAGCUGUGAAUUAGAAUUCCGGAGACAGAUAUCAAAGAUGGACGUCAAGGACGUCAGAGGACAAGCUGCUGAAUCAUCAGCUAAACAGAAAGUUUUACCAUGACAAACCAUAAUAACUGAGCAGUGAAACCCUCACUUUCCUUCGAUAAGAAGUGCUUGGCCCCCAGCUCCAUCCUGUAAACAACUACAAGGAACCUUCAGAGCAAGACAACCAUCUCUGGGAGCUGGCCUAGCAUUUAGAGUGCUCACCUAGAGGUUGACCUCACUGGACUGAAGGAUGUGGGUUCAAGCCCUGUUCUGGCAACCAGCCCAUGGAAGAAUGGCCAGCAGCCCUGGGAGUAAUGCAUCCCUCUCCGAUCAGAAAGGCACACGCUCAGAAGGCUCUCAAGCAAAGAAGUCUCAGCAUGCAGAAGAAGCCAUCUUUUACAAGAGCUGUCGGGCAGCUUAUCUGACUGUUUUAAAAAGCAGUUUAGAAAAUAUUAAGUCAAAAGAACAACUCACCUUGGUACUUCAACAGGCUGGAAGAAACCCAUCUCAGAAGACAGUUAAUAAAUACUGGACUUCACAAACAACCACGCUGAAUUUUGAUGAUUUUUGUACUAUUUUAAAAGAAGAAACACCAGCCACAAAAACUGAAUUGCUUGAAGCAUUUGGGAAAAUAGACACAGAUAACACUGGUUAUAUUUUACAUGAUGAGCUUCAUAAACUUCUGACAACAGAAGGUGAAAAAAUGACUUUGGAUGAAGUGAGUGCAAUAACUAAACUACCUGAUUUUAAUUGCAAUGGCAAGCUUGAUUACAAGAAGUUUUGUGACUUAUAUACGACAACGAGUGAGCAGUGCUGCAGGACUGCACUGGAGAAACUGGAGGCUGAUAGUCGAUUGAGGCAUCGGCAGUUUGGAAGUGAAGCUGAAACUGCCCCUGAAGGGAUCACACUGCCAGGAUCAAAACCAUCACUGAAAAUUGUGAGGAAAACUGACCACAAACCAGCGCCAACCAAAGGUGAUAGCAGAACUCCUUCAAGAUCAGCUCAAAGCUGCAAAGCAUCCAGUUCUUCCACUAUCAGCAUGUGUGCCAGUAGCAGCAGAAGCACAAACCUAAUUGAGCCGAACACGAUGAAGGAAUGGCAAUGUGCACAAUCCAGAGGAUGCUUCUACCUAGAGGAAGAUGGUGAAAUCGUUAGUCAUAAGUACAGGUUGCAUUUACCUCAAAGGUCUACCGUGUGUAUAACUAUCAAGCCUUUACACCUUCGUCAAAUAGAAGGAAAAUCUUGUCACUGGCUGUCAGUGGAUACGGUGUUGUAUGUUCUGAAGGAAAAUGAAACCCAAGAAAAUCUGCAGCUUGUGUGCUUUACUGACCAACAAAACAAAGAGAUGUUUGGAUGGAAAGGGGAGCUUCCAUCAGGAGUUUACUGGCUACUCCCAUUCACAACAGGCUGUAGGCUGAAAAAGGUAAAAUCACAAAUUACUGGAGAAGCAAAACUGGUGUAUAGAGAUGAAGAUGGUGAACUGGCUCUUACCAAAGAGUUCCGAGCAGCUUUAUUGGAUAUAUUUGAAACAAUUGAUUUGGAUGGAAAUGGCCUUCUGAGUUUGGAGGAAUACAAUUUCUUUGAAUUGAGAACUAGUGGUGAAACAUGUGAUGAGGAAGUGUGGGCUGUAUGUAAGGAGAAUUUUGAUAUGAAGAAGAAUGAACUAACAAGACAAGGAUUUAUGGAUCUGAAUCUCAUGGAAGCCAAUGACCGUGAAGGGGAUCCUAGUGACCUUUGGGUCACUUUAUUGUCACUGGGCUACAAUAAAGCAUUAGAAAUGACAGAGGCAUGCCCCUUUGUCAUCGACAUCUAUGCAGAAAAAUGCAAACCCAGAAUUAAAGCCAUAUAUCUAGAGGCAGGCAGCUGGCAACUCAACAGGGCUAUCUGCAAGUCUGUUGUUAAUAAAGGAGAUGCCAAAGUAAUGGAUGGCUGUGAAAACAUAAUUGUCUAUACCUAUAGAACUGGCAUGCGAAUCACUUCUGUUAUUGAAAAUAAGUCUGAUAACAAAGUGAUUGUUCACGUCAACAAUGAGCAGAGUAGGAACUGCCUAAGUAAUAGAGGCCUUGCUGUUUUUGCUGUGGAAGUGGCACCAAAAUCUAUGAUGGUUUCUCAGCAUGUGAUGCCACUGAACGAGCAGGAAGAAUGGCUGUAUAAUUGUGUGCAUUCUCUCUUACGCUAAACACUGUAGUCAGAGUGCUGCUUCUUGGCAAUGUUUAAAUCACAGCCUCUGCAACAGAACUUCUAGGUGCGUCCUCCAAAGCUGGUACGCUUCUCAGUUUCAUUUGUUAAAGCCAAUGAAUCAUAUAAGUACUUAUUUCUGGUAUCCCGUGUCUGCUAAUAGCUUUUAAGAAACACAAAUACUGAUAGCAUAGGGAUGGAAUAACUGCAAGUCUGUAAAAUUGCUUGACACAGUGGAAUGUUCACAUGCUGUCUAAUGAAAUACACCAUCCUGAAAGCGCUGGGACACUAAAAAUGAGUUCUGUUUGGUGAUACAGCUGGCAGUUGUCAUAGAAUUGUGUUUCAUAAGGGCUGUUUCCCCAAAUAUGCCCUCAUUUGCUGUAAUAGCUAAUGUAGUUCCAUCACGUACUGGAACUGCUUCACUGAGAAAAACCUUUGUUAAAUUGAUCUGAUGGAUUCCUAAUUGAACACUGCCAUGAUUUUUAUGUGAGAGAUAAAAAGGGGUGGGGUUAUUUAUCUCCUGAUAAAGGAUUUGAUUUUUUUUUGUCAUUUGAUAAUACCUUGUUCUUUUAAAAUACCCUUUUAUAUGAAAUAAAAUGUGCCUUUUCACAUGCAA
Messenger RNA from Gallus gallus (chicken), 9262 nucleotides. RefSeq names its product EF-hand calcium binding domain 7 (gene EFCAB7). The transcript is spliced from 18 exons. Gene Ontology annotation, molecular function: calcium ion binding. The record is from RefSeq and is a predicted model, not a curated record. Bases 6719 to 8647 code for a protein of 642 amino acids. Lineage: Eukaryota; Metazoa; Chordata; Aves; Galliformes; Phasianidae.